Messenger RNA from Vitis riparia (riverbank grape), 695 nucleotides. RefSeq names its product elongin-C. NCBI's taxonomy places the organism in Eukaryota, Viridiplantae, Streptophyta, Magnoliopsida, Vitales, Vitaceae. The record is from RefSeq and is a predicted model, not a curated record. Bases 119 to 415 code for a protein of 98 amino acids. Gene Ontology annotation, biological process: ubiquitin-dependent protein catabolic process. The transcript has 4 exons. Gene Ontology annotation, molecular function: protein-macromolecule adaptor activity. Gene Ontology annotation, cellular component: elongin complex.
UAUUUCAUUUCCGCUUCAAUAUCUGGCUUCCGACUACUCUCUACAAAAAUACGCGUGCCGAAUCGGAGUCCAUUUCAUUUCAACGUUUCAGCGCCUGGUGAUCUCCGUCGGCGGGAAAAUGAGGAAGGAAGACACUGUGAAGCUGAUCAGCGCAGAGGGCUUCGAAUUCGUGAUCGACAAGAGGGCUGCCAUGGUUUCUCAGACCAUCCGGAACAUGCUCACUUCUCCCGGGAGCUUUGCGGAAAGGGAACAUGGAGAAGUCACUUUCCCGGAGAUAAGCACCACCAUUCUUGAGAAGAUCUGCCAGUAUUUCUACUGGUCUCUUCAAUUUGCGAGUGGGAAGGAUACUGAGUUUCCGAUUGAACCUGAGCUUACUCUGGAGCUGAUGAUGGCUGCUAACUAUCUUCAUACUUGAGGGGAUCACUGUUUUUGCUUCUGGGGUCACAAGUCCCUUUUAAUGUUGGGUCUUUACUGACUAACUGUUCAUUGGAGAUACAACAGGACAGCUGUGUUGCCUCAGAAAGCUUUAAUAUCUGAAGAAUAAUCAGUUUCUUUUAAGUUGUAAUUGUUGCAUUAGAACAAUGUUAAGCAAGGGAUUGAUGUAGCCAAAGUGAAGGCAGUUGCAGGAGUAUGGCAUUGCAAUCGUGACUGACUAACUGAUGAUCAAUUCCUAAAAGAAGAAAGUUGCAACAUAA